AUGAGAGAGGAAGAGUCAAGACGGGGCGCUGGGAGAUGCCAGGAUCUGGUGGGCUCCCCCAAAGAACAGAGUCCAGUCCUCUCCCCGUGGCCUUCCACUCACACUUAUGGCUUGCUGCAGGAUUCCGUGGCCUUUGAGGAUGUGGCCGUGGACUUCAGCCCGAGGGAGUGGGCUCUGCUCACCCCAGCCCAGAGAAGACUCUACAGAGAGGUGGUGCUGGACAUCUUUCAGGCUCUGGCCUCCAUAGGUAAGGGCAACAUGGCAUUUCCACGCAGACAUUUGGAGAGUAACCACUCCUAUGUCUUCAUGGGUUAUACCUGUGGGCCAGAAUAUGCGAUGAUGCAGGUCUCGGUGACGAGGAGCCGGCGCGCCGGGGGCCGCGGGCCAGGCCGGAGGCCGCGCGGGGCGCCGGCCGGGCCGGGGCGGCGCUACGAGUGCGGGCGGUGCGGGAACGUGUUCACGCACCCCUCCUCGCUGCAGCGGCACAUCCGCAUCCACACGGGCCAGAAGCCGCACAAGUGCGGGGUGUGCGGGAAGGCCUUCAGCCGGCCCUCGUACCUCAGAACCCACGAGAAGACCCACAGCGGGGAGAAGCCGCACGCGUGCGGGGUGUGCGGGAAGGCCUUCCUGCGGCCCUACUCGCUGACGGUGCACGCGCGCGUGCACACCGGGGAGAAGCCCUUCGAGUGCGCGCGCUGCGGGCGGCCCUUCAGCUGCCCCAAGUCGUUCCGCGCGCACGUGCUGGCGCACACGGCGGGGAAGCCGUACCGCUGCGCGCAGUGCGGCAAGGCCUACCGCUGCCCCCGCUCGGCGCGCGUGCACGCCCGCCUGCACGCGGGCGAGCGCCUGCACGAGUGCGCGCGCUGCGGCAAGGCCUACGGCUGGCUCGCCUCGCUCCAGAAGCACGUGCGCGUCCACGACGGGGAGAAGCCCUACUCGUGCACGCGCUGCGGCAAGGCCUUCGGCUGGCCCUCGUCCCUGCACAAGCACGCGCGCGCGCACGCCCGGAAGGCGUGGGCGAGCGGAGCCCGGGCGGGAGCGCGGCCCGUCCGGCCCGCGCCCGCGCCUGCGCAGGCCCGCCAGGAGGCGCGCGCGUGCGCCACGUGCGGGAAAGCCUUCGCCCAGCGCUCGUCGCUGCGGCGGCACACGCGGACGCACGCCCUGGAGCCCCGCGCGGAAGAGUCCGGCCGCCCCGCGUCCGUGCAGGACCGGCUGGGAAGUCACACCGGCCACGAAAGUGGCCCAGACCAGGCCGAGGAGCCGGGCGGCGUGGCGCCCGCCUGGGACCCCCGCCACGCGGGCGGCGGCGGCCCCGGUGAGGACCCCGGCCCCCGGCCUGAAAAGUAG
This is a messenger RNA of Dipodomys spectabilis (banner-tailed kangaroo rat), 1347 nucleotides long. RefSeq names its product zinc finger protein 556-like. The transcript is spliced from 3 exons. The coding region runs from base 1 to 1347 and encodes 448 amino acids. NCBI's taxonomy places the organism in Eukaryota, Metazoa, Chordata, Mammalia, Rodentia, Heteromyidae. The record is from RefSeq and is a predicted model, not a curated record. Gene Ontology annotation, molecular function: DNA-binding transcription repressor activity, RNA polymerase II-specific. Gene Ontology annotation, biological process: negative regulation of transcription by RNA polymerase II.